UCGUAUCUCAAACAGAAUGCGGUCACCGUCUCAGUGCCAAGUUUAACAGCCAGUUAGCGUUUAACUGUGCCCUGGACCGCCGGCCACUAACGAUCAGAUGGAGGUAGAAGUACGGCUCACGAGGACGGGGGAAGAGCCCUGGGGCUUCAGACUCAUCGGGGGCACCGAUUUCAACAUGCCACUCACCGUCGUCAAGGUCCUACCCGACUCACCAGCAGAUUUCGCCGGCAUUCGCAACGGCGACACCGUCGCUAGCAUACAGGGGAAAAAAGCGGCCACCAUGACACAUGACGGGGCUAAAGCGGCUGUGGCGGCGGCAGCGGACAGCCUCAAUAUUGGAGUGAUGCGCGGUCUCUACGACCUGACGCUCGACGACUACGACCCGAUCGACGACCCGUUAGACCAGGACGAUUUCGACCAGCCCUCUCAUCCGACUGAGGUAUUCCAAGUACAGCAAUUCGGUGACACCCCCCUCGACUCCAAAGAGCCUAGUCGGUCCCGCACUGGAUCCCGGGGUAACCUCGACCGGAGGUCUCUUAGCGAAGGUCGCUGUGAUCCGUACGAACAGAGGUCCUUAACUGAAUCCCCUUACUUCCUCAACACCAAACCGUAUAGACCUUUUUCCACUGAGCCUUCCCCAAUCCCUCCUUUAGAGAAGCCUAUUAUUCUUAAUCCUAAUUACCAUGAUGAAUUUGGCACAUUUGAUGAUGGCCUUGAGCCACCUGUUGAUCUUCCCAAAGUUGAUGAAUUUGCGGGGAUCCUUAGUGAAAAAAGUAGAUAUAAACUCCCAAUUUCAAAACAGUAUGAUCCUGAUGGAUCUAAGCUUAAUAAAACGAAAGAAAUAACGACAGUCACUAAGACCGUAGAAGAGAAGGUAGUAACAGAAGAGAUAGUGACUAAGGAAGUGAAAGUUACUUCAGUAGAAGAAAGAUUGGUUAAAGAGCAAAAGGAAGAUGCCAAGUUUAUGAAAAAAAUGAAGAAGGAUAUUGAUAUGGAUAAGAUAGAAAUGACUGCUACAAGCAUUGUUGAUGAGAGUAUUGAGAAAGCUGUAACCGUAGCUGGUGAAAUUAAAAAAGAAAUUGAUCUUGAACUGAGUGCUAUAUCCUCAGAAUCUAAAACUAGCUCAUCUGACAUGGAAACUGUGGUCAUGGCACCUGAUAGAAAAAAAAUUAUCAAAGAGGUUAGUGAAAUGAGUGAAACUGUUAAGAAAACUGAUGAUUAUGUUGUUAAAAAGAGUGAUGUUAGUGUUGCUAAAGAGGUUGCCAAAUUUGAAAAAGAUGACAGACAAAUUAUCAUUGACGAACGUCAAGAAUUUCGGAAACAGGAGUUACAAGAAACUAUAGAAAGUGGUAGCGUGAGAAGGAAGUCACAAAUGUAUGAUGGAGACGUUAAAAUGGCAGAUAUGAAAGUCGAAAAGACAUCUGUAGAUGAAACUAUAGAAAGUGGUAGUGUGAGAAGAAAGUCAGAAAUGUUUGAUAACGAUGUGAAAAAGACCGAUUGUAAAGUAGAAAAGAAAUUUAUAGAUGAGACUAUAGAAAGUGGAAGUGUACGAAGCAAAUCUGAAAUGUUUGAUAAAAACGUUGAAAUGAAAUCUGUGGACGAUGCCAAAAUUGAGAGAAGGCAGUCUAAAAGAAUAUCUGACCAAAAAGAUAUUAAAGCAGUGCAAUCGGCUCAGCACAAGCAAACAUCUGAAUUUAAAACAGAAAAAAUCUCUACAACUACCGAGAGCGUACAUAAAUCAGACGAAAGCAAAACUAAAGAGGCUAAAUAUAGUACAGCUAAAUUGCUAGCAGAACAGAGAGCUUAUACUAUUGGAUUACAAACUAUUCCUCAUAUAAGAGGUACAGUGCAAUCAAAUUAUCAUUAUGAUUUAUUGCUCAAAACCUUUUUUAUACAUUUGACUGAUGUCAUGGUUGCUCUGUCCAGGUUUAUUUUAGCUGAACCUGUAUUGUCUAAGCCUUUAGAAACUAAACCAGAAGUUAAAAAAGAAGUAACUGAAGUUAGUCAAGUUGAAAGGGACGUAGUUUCUAAUACGACAGUUGUGAAAGAUUCUGUAAUAGAUCGUAAAAAAACUGAAAAGUUAGAAACCAAAGAUUUGCAAAUUAGAGAAAAAAAAGAGAAAGUUGAAAAAGUGGCUGACGUAAUUAAACAAGAUCACGUGAGGGAAGUAAAGCAGCAUGAAUAUACGGAUUACGUUCAAAAGAUUCAACAAGAAAGUGAAAAAAGGGAGAAAUGCAUUUUGUCUGGUGCAGAAAUGGCACAGUUAAGUGAUAAAAAGUCGGGGGAAUUGAUAACUAAAAUGGAUGGAGUUAUAACUGAAUUCCAGACUAAAGCCGGUUUAGAGGAAGAGAUUACUAUGCAACGAGAAAGGAGGUCUAGAAGUAGAAGCAAAGUAGAUGAAGAAAUAGUGAAAGAUGCCAUGCCACAAAAUGCACUUUCCAGAGUUGAUAUAAAAUCCCAAGAGAUUACUGAAGUAAAGACUACCAGUAGUGUCCUAGAUUCAAAGGAGAUGAAAACAGAAACAAAACAUGAAAGUAUAGACAUUAAAAGAGAAACCAAACACGAAGCUAGUGGAGUUAGUAGUAAGAAUGGUAAAAACACAUACAUAUCUAUAUGUGAAGCUCAUGUUUAUACUAAUAAAAAUUCAAUUUUUGAUGAAAUAGCAGAAAUACCUGAAACCGCUUCAGUGGAAAGUAUUAAGGAAACAAAUAUAGCAUUAGAAGCUAACGAAGCAAUGAUUACAGAGCGCGUUGCUAUAGAAUCUCAAUCUCAAAUGAAACAAGAAGCAGAAGCUGUAGUCGAAUCCCACGAAAUUUCCAGCACCAAAACCGAGGAAGUUAUUGUCCAAGAAAAACAAGUAAGCGUUCAAGAAACUGAUGUCCAGAAAUCUUUCAUAGAGAUUGAGAGUAACAAAGCGGCUAUUAUUGAAAAAGUAGACAUAAAUCAGCCAAUCGUGGAAUUACAUGAGGAUAUUGUCGACAAGGCUGUUAGUGUCGAGAUUAAAAAUCAAAUGAAUAUACAGGAAAUUGAGACUUCUGAAUAUAUAGAUGAAUUAAACGUUGUCAAGGAAGAAUCAAUAGAAAUCACGGAAUCACACGAUAUCAAAGAAGUACAGGUCUUGGAGGAUAUUUCUGUUAAAGCUAAGAAAGAAUCCAUCGACAUUGAGGAAAUUAAAGAGGAAACAAUUCAAGAUGUAAAAGAAAGUAUAUAUAUAAUUGAAGAAGACGUAAACGUAUCAAAAGAAGAAAUUGUUUCAGUAAAGGAAGAAGCGAUUGCAGUUCAGGAGGUAAAAGAAAGUGAAUCUAAUGUGAACAUUGAGGAUAUCAAAGUUACUGAACAAAUAGCUGUCGUUCAAGGAACUACCGAAAUCAGUGAAAAGAGCCUUGAAGUAAAAGAUGAAUACGCUCAGUUAAAAGUUACGAAAGAAGAAAUAACAGAAUUAGAGGAAAACGUUGAAAUUGACCAAGAAAUUGAAGUUUAUAUUAAAAAAUCUGUUCAUAUUGCUGAAUCAGAGAAUCAAUACCAAUCUUUCAUUUCAGGAAGUUCUAUACAGAAUGCAGAAUACGUACAAGAAUCUUGCUUUACUGCAAGAUCUACUGAAGACUCUUCUUUCACUUCCAGCGUUGUCCAAGAAUCUACUUUCAUGGCCAGGUCUACUGAAGAUGCUAAAAAACAGCUUACUCUAGAUCUGGAUUCAAAGAUUAAAAAAUCUGACUCACAAUCCUCAGUGAAGAGCACUAUUAGUACCCCUACUCCAUCCACUGUCCCUCCCACUCCACUCACAGAUGAGUACGUCUUCCGACUCCAAAUGCCCCUCCCCAAGCUAACUGGUCCUCCUGUCCCAAGAUCCCCAAGUCCCCAGGAUGAGGAUCCUCAUAUUGUUAAAAAGAAUUUGGUCCCUCAUAUAGAUACUGAAAUUAUUGAGGAAGUAGUGUAUGAAACUCCGCUUCCAACCCCACCUGAGGAUAAAUCUUCACCGCCAAAGUUUACUAAACCAGGGUUGAAAGGGGGUAAUAUAAAAUACACAUUUUUCAAGGAGGAGAUAAAAGAAAUCGAAAGAAAGUCAUCACUACUAGCCUCUGCUAUCGACCAAACUAUCAAAUCAAUUGAAGAGUACAAGGAAGAAGUAGGAUUAGAAACCAACGUUGAUAACCCUCUAGUUUACAACGGUUACGCCAAAGUUAUAGACACUAAAGUAUACAAAGAUAAACUUGACGAAGUAAAUAUCGAAAAACAAAUAGUCAAGAACACAGAAAACAUAAACAAAAUUGUAGAAAACAGAGCAAAUUCUGCGGAAGAUUUAAUAAAUAGGUUUCAUCUUAAUGGGAUGCCAGUAAAUGUGACUGUGACCCUUGAAAAUAACGUGGCAAAUUCAGUGACUGAAGCUAUUGAAAAUAAAAUGGGAGAAUCAGUAGAAAAUGUUUGCGUAGACGGAUAUAGACCCGUGCCUUUCAAUCCCGAAGAUGCACCUCAUUUGGAGAGAGUGGAAAUUAGAAUACCGGAGCCGAUACCAACGGUAGACCCUGGCAAGGCAUUUGUAGCAGAAAAUGGCGAGAUCAUGGGUACACAUCAGGGUAUUGUAGACGGUUUAGAAGAAGCAGUAGUGGAUGAAGAAAUAGCCAAAGACCUAGGCAAACCUGGUAUGACAGAAGAGAAGAUCGCAGCAAUAAUAUCUGGAGAAUCAGAGAUGCUAAGGGAGGCGCACGUUAUGGGGCUGACACGGGUUUUAAAGUCGCAUAUGCAUCGAGACAAUGAUGAUUCCAGCGUCGAUUUCAAGAAGAUCAAACCUAUAGUGGAAUCGCUAAAGGAUUCUGAAGUUCUCAAAGCUUUGAACGAGGAAUUUGUUAAGACUCAAGAAGAGAAGAAGAAGGAAGAAAGAAAGUGGACCAAGUUCUUGCAGAAGCCGGCGCGGCCGGUGCCUAAAGCGAAGUUUGGAUACCAUGGAUGGACGGCUAAUGAUGAUGAAGUUAAAGAGUCGCCUUACAAAGUGAAAAUAGUAAAACAGCCUAAACCCAAAGUAGCACCCGAUUACAAACCGCAGGACUUCAACACGGGCCCGCUGCCGUGGGAAGAGCGAGCGGUCAACGAGCCACCCCCACCCCCAGUGGAGGCUGAACCCCCCAUCUUGAUACCUGAGGAGAAGCCAGUGUUUCUUGAGGCUAUUGAUAACCUACCGGAGACUGCUGUUCCGGAUUUGGAGGAGACAGGAAUUGAAUUACCUCCUGAAAAGUCAAUAGAGGAACCAGCACCAGAAGCAGAGCCGGAAGCUCCCAAAGAGACAGAAGUUGAAAAAGUAGAAGAAACUAAGAAGGAAGAGCCCUGCAAUAGAGUUGUAGAGGAGACCAGCAACAGCGAGAGCGAGAUGGAGAACAGGAUAGCGGAACAGCUGAUGAAGAAUGUAGAGGGAAUGGUUGAUCCCAACGCGCCGCUGGAGCAGCAGCUGGCGCAGAUGCGCGCGCAGCUGGCAGCGCUGGCGCAGCUGCCCGGCGUCAUCCAACAGACGCUGGAGCUGGUGACCCGCCAGCUUUGCCAAAUUACGCAGCAGGAAGCUCAGUCUCACCACACAGUGAAACAAGAACAGAUGGCAAUUGAAUCUUCUGAGAUGAUUGAAGAAUCCAAUGAGACCUCCGAAACUAUAAUCGAAGACGUAACAGAAGAAAAAGACGAGACUCAAAUAGAAGAAGUCGUUGAAAAUGGAAUUAAGGAAGAGGUGAAAGAAACGAAGACAGUGGUAGAGGUCAAGCAAACCAAAAUGGAAGAGGUCAAAAAGGUGCAGAUGACAAGGAGCGACGAAGAAAUGCAGAAGAUGAAGAGGGAAGAGCAGGAGAUUUUGGACGAGCAGAGAAGAAUUGAAAAGCAGAAGAAGGAAUUAACGAACGAACUUCUUGGCCAAGAGUACGAAGAGAUGCUUCAGGAGACGCCCCACGAGAUAGCUCUUAGGUUUAUCAAUAAAGUAAUGGCGAACCCUCAGCGUGACCAAGAGUCCUGUCAGAAGCAGAGGCCAUCAAUAUCUUCUUCAAACGGACCUAAGACUGAGGACAAAAAGGAAUUAAUGGCGGACCUCCAGUUAGACCAGGAGGCCAGACAGCUGAAGCAGAGGCCGACGCCGCGCGUCGGCAAGCCCAAGCCCGUCUUUGGGCCUCUCACGCCGUCUGAGAGGCCGGUGGUGUUGCCCGGAGGCCGAAAGUGGAGAAAGCCUAAAGACGCGUACAAUGACGCGUUCAUCGCCGAAACUUUGACUGCUCAAGCUGAGCUGAUACAAGGAAAAGCGCUGGGGAAUACAUACGAAAGCGUUCAUCUGCCAUACGACGAGAGGGUGAACUUCAUGAAGUACGAAAAGCCGCCGAUCACAACGGACCACUUGAAGAACUCCGAGGUGUACAAGCUGAUUCACGGCAUGGAGCAGGAGCCAGUGAAGCGGGUGGAAUUACUGACACCCGUGAUCGCUGAAGCUGACUACAGAGAGCUGCCCAGCAAGCUGGAGUACCUGAAGGACUCCGAAGUAUACAAGAUGAUCCAUGAUGAAGAGAAGGAACCACUUCGAGGAGUGAAGAUGCUUCAGUACAUCAUCGCUGAAACUCGAUACCAAGAGAAAUGCCGCUCCGUCACCCCUUCUGCCGACAUGAGACGCUAAUCAUUUUUUACCCACUGUCUCUUUUUGUGUUUUGUAUUGUCCCUUUCAUUGAAUAAUUUGUACGCGUGCCUAUUUAAAAUAAAUAUACUGUUGUAACUUCGAA
Messenger RNA from Cydia pomonella (codling moth), 6737 nucleotides. Its product is annotated as titin-like. NCBI's taxonomy places the organism in Eukaryota, Metazoa, Arthropoda, Insecta, Lepidoptera, Tortricidae. Gene Ontology annotation, molecular function: protein binding. The record is from RefSeq and is a predicted model, not a curated record. The transcript is spliced from 21 exons. Bases 98 to 6634 code for a protein of 2178 amino acids.